GCAAAAUCAAAGUCAUUCCAAGACCGGUGGAUUCGUAGCAAACAACGUGUGCGGCUGCAACAAUAGCACUGAUCCAACACUCAGACUCCGAACUCCUCCCAACAGAAACAGAAGCAAACAACACUCUUGUUGUUUUCGUAUUCUGUCUAUCUAGCUAUCUGUUUCUCUUUCCCAUUUUCGCAAAGUCGCGCGUGCGGCUCACUCUCCAGCUGCAUGCUCUUGCUCUCACGCUUCCUCAAUUCAUGCUCUCUUCAGGUUCCAAUUCCAAACCCCCCCUUUUAUUUUUCCCAUGCAAAAAUUCACGUACAGCACUCAUUGCUGUAUUGGGUCUCUGAAAAUUAAUUCAAAGUUUUUGACUUUGGGUAUCAUUAGGCUAUGGCGGUGUAAUUGAUCCCUAGCUCUUACCCAUUCAAUUGUGUUCAAUUUCACUCAAGGCCUUGUUCUUUUCAACCCCUUGUUGCAUACUUGCAUCCACCAACUCCUGAAUGUUUCUCAUUCAAUCUACUUUUCCUUAUGAGCUUAUGUUUAAUUAUUGUUUAGUUUUUUUUUUAUAUGUGGGAAUCGAAAAGGAGUUUACAAUAACUCAUGCGCCCAUCUCAAGCAACCGAGCUAGACCACUUGACGAUUAUUGUUUAGUUUAGAAAUGUUAGGAACACACUCUUUUGAACACACAUUCUCCUAUUGGUUGAAAUUGAUUGAAAAUCAAUAAAUUUUGUUGGUUCCUCGUUAUAUUAAAUGUUUCUCUCACCUGGUGUUGUAGUUUACAAUAAAUUUCAACCAAAAAAGUGUGCCAGAAAGUGUGUUCCUGUCAUUUCUUUUGUUUAGUUAGUUCUUAACUUUCUAUUAUGGAUUUAUGAUAGUAUAAGAAUGGUGUUUCAUCUGAUUUUUGUUCUUAUGUUAUUUUGAAACCGAAGUUCUUGUGCCUCCAUGUUGAGCUUCAAUUUCAAUUCUGUAAAAUCAUAAGUAAUUUUUCUAUUGUAAUAUUUUAUGAAAUAUAGCUUAGCAUUUUUUUUGGCCAGUGGUGAAUUGGUGAUAAGUGAUGGGUAGGCAAAAAAGUAAACCACAGCGAGCAGGCGGGAUAAUACUAGAGACAAAUGCUGCUGCUGAGACAGAAUUGGAUAAACAAAAUGUUAUAGAAGGAGGGAAAGAAACAAAGGGUGAUUCUAGUGGCAUUGAUAAACCUUAUUUUGUUGAGGUUGAUCGGUGUGGUUGGUUAUCGAGUGAACACCUUGAUAUUUCUGAGGUUGUUUUGAGUGAUUUAAAUUUGAGAGAAGGUUUUUCUGGUUUUGAACUGUCUGAGGAUUUUUAUCGGGAUCAGCAGUACUUGUUAAGAUUUCAGGUUUGUAAUGUCAGUAAUGUUCUUGGUCGAAUUAAAUUAGGGCAUUGGCCUGUGAUACCCUAUACUGAUAUUCAUCUGGAGUUUGUAAGAAGAGUUACCAUUGACCAUGUGGAAACAUAUACAGUGUUGUUAUCUGGUAUUUUUGAUGGACCUGAUGAAGGUGUUACUGGUCUUCUUCACUUGGCAAGUUUGAAGUUUGUUACAUUGAGGCCAGUUCUUGGGGCUAGGCUUUCUGAGGAAAUUUCCUCCCUCCGGAUAAGGGUUGAGGUAUUAAAGAGUGCCUUUGAUGCAUGCGAGUCGCUUCUUGAUAGUUCUAGACAACUAUGGAAAAAGAGUAUGGUGAAUGUAAUGUCUUGGCUACGUCCAGAAAUAAUGACUUCGGAAGUUAGGUAUGGGUUUGGUACCUGUAUGAAAAUGGAAGUUGAUCCGCAGAUAGAGAUGGCAGAUGACACUUGCAAGGCAAGGAAACAUGCAAGGUUCGAUCCUGCAGGUUUCUGUGAAGCCAUUAAGCCUUCAAAAUCAGAGCCAAUGCUCAAAGAUGACAUACCAGAGUUACUUCCUAAAUUGAGGCCAUAUCAACGGCGUGCAGCUUUCUGGAUGGUAGAACGGGAGAAAGCAGUGGAAGAAAGUCGGGGUGAAAGAGAAAGGAAUCUGUUUCAUUCUCCAUUAUGUAUACCUGUGGAUUUUCUGGACACCAGUUCUCAAAUCAGUCAAAUGUUUUUCAAUCCAUUCAGUGGAAGUAUUUCAUUGUGCCCAGAGACUUCUUCACCUUAUGUAUUUGGAGGCAUUCUUGCUGAUGAGAUGGGGUUGGGAAAAACUGUUGAAUUGCUUGCUUGCGUCUUUGCUCACCGUAGACAAGCAUCUGGAAGUGACAUAUUAAUUGAUUUAGAACCCCAAGCUAAUGGGGACCAAAAAGUCACUCUGAAAAGACUUAAAAGAGAGCGUGUGGAAUGCAUAUGUGGAGCUGUGAGCGAAAGUCUUAAAUAUGAAGGACUAUGGGUUCAGUGUGACAUUUGUGAUGCUUGGCAACAUGCGGAUUGUGUUGGUUAUUCACCUAAAGGAAAAUCUUUGAAAUCAAAACAAGGAUGUGAAAGCAAGACAUUUAAAACCACCAUAGCUGUGAGGGACGGAGAAUAUGUAUGUCAGAUGUGCUCUGAACUAAUACAAGCUACUGAAUCUCCUAUUGCCUCUGGUGCCACUCUCAUCAUCUGCCCAGCUCCUAUUUUGCCCCAGUGGCAUGACGAAAUUAUACGCCAUACACAUCAGGGCUCCUUGAAAACUUGUAUUUAUGAAGGUGUGCGAGACACAUCUUUUUCCAAUACGUCUCUGAUGGAUAUCGGUGAUCUUGCCAGUGCUGACAUUGUAUUAACUACAUAUGAUGUGCUUAAAGAAGAUUUGUCCCAUGAUUCUGAUAGGCAUGAAGGUGAUCGGCACUUUCUGAGGUUUCAGAAAAGGUACCCAGUUAUCCCAACUCUUCUUACAAGAAUAUACUGGUGGAGGGUUUGCUUGGAUGAGGCACAGAUGGUGGAGAGUAAUACUACUGCUGCAACUGAAAUGGCUCUAAGACUCCAUUCAAAGUAUCGUUGGUGCAUUACUGGUACCCCAAUUCAGCGAAAGCUUGAUGACUUGUAUGGACUUCUAAGAUUCCUUAAAGCUAGUCCUUUUGAUAGAUACAGGUGGUGGACUGAUGUUAUUCGAGAUCCUUAUGAGAAGGAAGAUGUGGGAGCUAUGGAAUUUACGCACAAAAUUUUCAAACAAAUCAUGUGGCGUUCUUCUAAAGAACAUGUUGCUGAUGAAUUGGAACUUCCCUCCCAAGAGGAGUGCCUCUCUUGGCUUACACUCUCACCAGUCGAGGAGCACUUUUACCAGAGGCAACAUGAAACUUGUGUUAGAGAUGCCCAUGAAGUUAUUGAAAGUUUGAGAAGUGAUAUUCUUAAUAGAAAAGGCCCAGAUUCUGUCUCUUUGAAUGGUUCUUCUGAUCCUUUAAUCACUCACACCGAGGCAGGGAAGCUACUGAAUGCUUUGCUGAAGCUUCGCCAAGCUUGUUGUCAUCCCCAGGUUGGAAGUUCUGGGUUGCGCUCGCUGCAGCAGUCACCUAUGACCAUGGAGGAAAUACUAAUGGUUCUUAUAAGCAAGACAAAGAUAGAAGGUGAGGAAGCUCUCAGGAAGUUAGUUAUUGCUCUGAAUGCACUUGCAGCUAUUGCCGCAAUACAAAAUGAUUUUUCUCAAGCUACAUUACUGUACAGUGAAGCUCUUUCUUUGGCUGAAGAGCAGUCUGAAGAUUUCCGCCUGGACCCAUUGUUAAAUAUACACAUUCAUCAUAAUCUUGCUGAAAUACUCCCACUGGUUCCAAACUUUGCUCUAAUAUCGCCAUCCAAAGGAAAGCAGUUCUCUGGAACUUCUAAAUUUAAGAUGACCAAAAGGCAUUUAAGUGUGAAGGUUGAGCAUUGUCAUGAGAAGAGGCAAAAAAUAAGUGGUUGUGAUGACGUAAAUGUAACAGUGCUGUCAGAACCAUCAGAUGUUGCAUUUAGCCAUUCAGAAAAUGACUUAAAUGAGGAUCAGGAAUUUGAUAGUUUAUCAGCCAUCAAUUCUCUGAUAGCAGAAUGUGAAGAUUCAAAACAGAAAUACUUAUCUGUCUUCAGUUCGAAGCUAUCUACAUCCCAACAGGAGUUUCAAAAUUCUUACACGCAGGUCUGUAAUGCAUAUCAUGACAGCAGAACAGAUCAAGAUACAUUUUGGUGGUUAGAAGCACUCCAUCAUGCUGAGCAGAACAAAGAUUUCUCCACUGAGUUGAUUAGGAAGAUUGAAGAAGCCAUCUCAGGAACUUCAAACAAUUCAAAGUCAUCAAGAGUAACUGCUCGUUUCCGAAGCAUAAGCUCUCUGAAGUAUCAAAUUCAGACAGCUUUGGACCAGUUAGAGGCCUCUAGAAAAAUGCUACUAGAUCGACUGUUAGAAAUUGAUCAGACAAUGGAAAAACCAAAAGAAGAAGAUAUUGAACGUGUGGGUAAAUGUCGGAAUUGUCAGCCUAAUUGUGAUGGUCCCCCUUGCAUUUUGUGUGAACUAGAUGAAUUGUUUCAGGAUUAUGAAGCAAGACUCUUUGUUCUUAAGAAUGAACGUGGAGGGAUAAUUUCAUCUGCUGAGGAGGCUGUAGAUUUUCAGAAGAAAAACUUUGCAUUGAAUCAUUUCCUCUCAAAGCUAUCACAAUCUAAUCACAGUUCUACAGUAUCUGAUAUUGGUCAUGAAGAAUCAAAGAAAAGGAAUGUUGGACAAAGAGUUGUGGUUUCAAAAUCAGCAUCUGAGUUGGAGCUAAUUCUUGGAGUUUUAAAGAACUACUGCAAGUCUCGAUUAGGAAGAGACAGAGUCUCAGCUGCCACCAAGCAUUUACAUGUUUUUGAGGGAAUGCGAAAGGAGUUUGGCCACGCAAGGUCUUUGGCAUUAGCUCAAGCUAUGUAUCUGCGUGCACAUGAUGAAAUAAAGAUGGCAGUUUCUCGUUUGCACCUAAGGGCGAAUGAAGAUGAUAAAUCUCUUGAUGCUUUAGGUGAAAAUGAAUUAGCUGCAGCUAGCUCAAACUUUUCCCAUGAUAAGUUUAUGUCAUUGACCAUGUUGUCACAGAUAAAAGGAAAACUCCGCUACUUAAAGGGUUUGGUUCAAUCUAAGCAAAAACUGCAAUUCGAAAGUCCAACUAGUUCUUCAUUCACACGAGAGACAACUGCAACGCCAAACUCUACAGAAGAGAAGGAUGCACUUUUAUCUAAAAGUGACGACGAAACAUGCCCAAUUUGCCAAGAAAAGCUGGGCAAACAGAAAAUGGUUUUUCAAUGUGGGCAUGUUACAUGCUGUAAAUGUUUAUUUGCUAUGACUGAGAAAAGACUUCAAAAUAGCAAGCUUCAUAAUUGGGUGAUGUGCCCUACAUGUCGACAGCAUACUGAUUUUGGAAACAUUGCUUAUGCUGUUGAUGCACAGCAUGAAUCUUCCGAUCCUUCAGUGCUGCAUCCAAUUGACAGCAGUGAAAAAUUUGAAGCAUCCAUUAGUGUUAAAGGUUCAUAUGGAACCAAGAUUGAAGCAGUCACAAGAAGAAUCUUGUGGGUAAAGGCUAAUGAUCAUAGAGCAAAAGUUCUUGUAUUUUCAAGUUGGAAUGAUGUACUUGAUGUAUUGGAGCAUGCCUUCGCUGCCAAUAACAUUACCUAUAUUCGGAUGAAGGGAGGCAGAAAAGCACAUGUUGCUAUCAGUCAAUUUAGAGGAAAACAAAAUGGCACAAAAAAAUGUGAGGGGUCAACACCAAAAUCUAUUCAGGUGUUGUUGCUUUUAAUUCAACAUGGAGCCAAUGGACUCAAUCUAUUGGAAGCACAGCAUGUAGUCCUUGUAGAACCAUUACUCAAUCCAGCUGCCGAAGCACAAGCAAUCAGUCGUGUACAUCGGAUUGGACAAAAAAAUAAGACCCUCAUUCAUCGUUUCAUUGUAAAAGACACGGUUGAAGAGAGCAUAUAUAAAUUGAACAGAAGCAGGAGCAAUCAUUCGUUCAUCAGUGGGAACACUAAAAAUCAAGAUCAACCUGUUCUAACCCUGAAGGAUGUGGAAGCCUUGCUUUCUAGAGCACCACUAACAAUGCCAGAAAGUGAUGAAAAUCCUAACAGGGACACGAAUCUUAGACACUUGCCACCAUCAGUGGCAGCUGCUGUAGCUGCUGAGAGGAGACUUAAUGAACAAAGGACAUGAUUUUGCUUGCUUCUCUCUUAGUUCAAUAGAUGGAGUUGCAUUGCAUUGCAAAGAUUCCACUAAACACAAGUGCAGUAAUUUCAAGAGGCUAGAGGAGAUGCAAUGCAAUAAUAACCUUUCAGCCGUAGAUCCUUCUAACCAAAAUUCUAUGGUAUAAUAUCCAUAAAUUUAUUUACUCUUGUACAUAUAAUUAGAUAUAUUUUAGUUGAGUAGAGAUCUGUAUAAUAUUAAUCCUUUAGGUGAGCUUUGUUACUCUAUUUGUAAACCUCUUGCACGGUAUAAUGGCUUAUACUACAGGCAUUUUAAUUAAACAAUGAAAAAAAAAUCCAUAGCAGUUAAAAGUUAACUGCUAACCAAAGAAGGUGCAGUUCCUCCAUCAAAUUCCAAUGUUCCCUUUUUUUUUUUUAUAAAUAUAUUUAUGAUAAAAUUGUCUCAA
Molecule: messenger RNA, 6491 nt
Organism: Glycine soja
Lineage: Eukaryota; Viridiplantae; Streptophyta; Magnoliopsida; Fabales; Fabaceae
Product: E3 ubiquitin-protein ligase SHPRH
Exons: 19
Coding region: 1040-6055 (1671 amino acids)
Molecular function (GO): ATP binding; ATP-dependent chromatin remodeler activity; metal ion binding
Source: RefSeq, a predicted model, not a curated record